This is a messenger RNA of Exaiptasia diaphana, 525 nucleotides long. RefSeq lists its product as uncharacterized. The transcript has a single exon. Lineage: Eukaryota; Metazoa; Cnidaria; Anthozoa; Actiniaria; Aiptasiidae. The record is from RefSeq and is a predicted model, not a curated record. Bases 1 to 462 code for a protein of 153 amino acids.
AUGUAUACCAGAAAGAGUAGUCUAGAAAUUCAUGGAGUCCCAGAAAGAAGGACCGAAGACUUAGAUGACGUUGUAAUAAAAGUAGCUGAAUACGCGGGGGUGGAGAUAGAAGAAGACGAUAUUGAUAUUGUACAUCGCCUCCCUUUUAAGUUAAAUGGCAUAAGGCCCAUACUAGUGAAGUUUCAAAGCCACAAAGUGAAAUCCCAACUCUACUUUGCGCGUCGCAAACUAAAGGGCACAGUAUGGGACAGUGAGCUCCUAGACGGUGCAGAUCAGAUCUAUAUCAACGAGAACCUGACAGCGCCAAAGAGAAAAUUGUUCGCAGAAACGCGGAAGAGAGCAAGACUAAACAAGUGGUACAAUGUGUGGACUGUAGAUGGGAAGAUCUUUAUUAGUAAAGAGAAGGGUGACCGUGCAAUCAAGAUAAGUUGUUAUUCAGACCUAGAAAACACUUUUAUAUAAUAUUUCUCUUCUCAUUUAUUUCAUAAAUGAUUUACAUAACCUAUGGACUUUCUUUAUACUAAA